Molecule: messenger RNA, 8826 nt
Organism: Styela clava
Lineage: Eukaryota; Metazoa; Chordata; Ascidiacea; Stolidobranchia; Styelidae
Product: phosphatidylinositol 3,4,5-trisphosphate 5-phosphatase 1-like
Biological process (GO): phosphatidylinositol dephosphorylation; regulation of immune response; regulation of signal transduction
Molecular function (GO): phosphatase activity; protein binding
Source: RefSeq, a predicted model, not a curated record
CAUUCGUAAAUAGUUUCAUUACUGCAUUAACAGUAGUUUUAUUUGUAAAAGUAGUCAGAACAUGUGAUUCUUGCGAACACUGAGAAUGUCUGAAGAGAAAUGGUAUCAUGGUCGACUCAGUCGACAAAGAGCAGAAGAACUUGUCUUCAAAGCAGGGUUGGACGGAAGUUUUGUUGUUCGUGCAAGCGAAAGUAUCAUGGGAGCGUAUGCUCUCAGCGUUCUGCACGGUGGGUCAAUACAUACAUAUCGGAUAUUGCCAACAGACAGUGGACUCCUCGCUGUGCAGACAAUCAACGGCGUCCAACAGAGGAAAUUUACUUCAAUAUCGGAGUUGAUCACAGCGUAUCGUAGUCCACAGAAUGGUCUCGUUUGUGGAUUGACCAAUCCAGUAGGGCCGACAUCUGACAAACCAUCUCUCGCUCCUCCACCAGCUGUUGCAACACCGGUUCCAACUCGUGGGGAUGCCAUAGGAUGGUUCCCAGCCAAUACAGGGUUCAACAGCGGCACACCCACUGCCGAACCACCCAGGCCUGUGUUGCCAGUAUCUAGUCUCCCAGUAUCGAGUCUCCCUCAGACCCAACCAAGAUCAGGAGUUCGUGUGAUGCUCGAUGAUAAAAUGUUUCCACCUCAGAGAGGGAGGGAACUCCCGCCUGUCCCCCCUCCUAACAGAGAUGCACCGCAGAGACCAGCAGCAAAGGUUGUCCCUCCCCCUAGUGGCAGCAAUAGUACGAUUGCUUUGGAAAUCCAUGAAAAACUGAAGGAACGUGUGAAAUCUAUCGCAGGCGCUUAUCCGAACAUUGGUUCAUCGUUUAUUGAUCAACUUCAACAAUAUUGCAACGACAAUGCAAAACAGGAUAUAGACGGCGUUCUUAAUAACGGAAGUCAGUGUGCUGAAAUGCAGAAAUUGCUCGCUAAGGAAGCCGGGAACUUGCAAAAAGAGCUGGGAGUAUUUUUGCUGAAGAUCAGUGCAUUACGCCAACUUUUCGAUGUUCAAAGUGCAGUGACACGUGAAGGUCAUGACCCCAGAUCAGAUCGAGACGUUGAUCUUGAAUCAUUUCUAACUCGGCUUGGCGAUUGCAAGAAUACCGUCAAACACUUGGACAAAAGGAUUUCAAUCACUAUAAAGGAACAAGCUGGUAUGGAGGUUGAAAGCCUGUACGGAACGGCAUUGAGGACUUCCUCCACCUCGUCCACUAGGAGAAGUCACAGCGUUCCUGAGUAUAAUUUUGAGGUCAAAGUUGACAGUGGUUUGAAGCAAACGAAAGCGAAACUACAGGUCAACGUACAAAUCGGACGAUUAGUCGUGAUGAAGGGGGAAGAUAUUCAAAAAUUUACUCAGGACCAAGUUCUUCAAAUCAUCAAAAACCAUAAAUCUCGUUCUAAACUGAGCCUAGUCUACGAGGGAGGAAAGAAACGAGAAUACUUGUUUGAGAACAGUGGAAAGAGAGAAGCUUUUUGUCAAGUGAUGCAGUUACUGCGCAACAUGCACUCAAACAACACAGAACCGGACUUUGUGUCAAUCUUCAUCGGUGCUUGGAACAUGGGUGACGCUAUGCCUCCGGUGGACAUUCGGUCAUGGUUUCGGUGCGGAGGGAGUGGACGUACGUUAGAUCAAUCGGUUUGUGAUAUUUCACAUGAUAUCUACGCAAUCGGAACUCAGGAAACCGGUUUGCCAGAAAAGGAAUGGCUUCACAAAGUCACAGAAACCAUUUCGGAAAUCACAGGAAAGAAGCUGCACAUUGUCGCUAUGGAUGCGCUCUGGCAUAUCAAGAUUAUUUUACUCGUUAAGGAAGAGCAUAAGAACAGAAUCAGUCACGUCCAAACGUCUUCGGUCAAAACCGGAAUCGCAAAUACUCUCGGCAACAAGGGGGCAGUAGCGGUUUCAUUUCAAUUUGGGGGGACGUCAUUAUGCUUUAUUAAUGCUCAUUUAACUUCUGGCAAUGAGAAAUGUACGAGGCGAAACCAGAAUUAUCACGAUAUUAUGCGUUCUCUGAACCUUGGACACGAUCGGUGCUCCAUGUUCGAUUUAACAAAUCGAUUCGAUCACUUGUUUUUCCUCGGAGAUUUGAACUAUCGACUUGAGAUGGACGUUCACAAUAUUCUCGAACAUAUCAAGAAACGAGAUCUGAGUGAUUUGUACAAAGUCGAUCAACUGCGACGUGAAAAAGAAUUGAACAAAGUAUUUUAUGAUUUUAGCGAGGAUGAGAUUGCGUUUCAGCCGACGUAUCGUUACGAACGAGGGACACGCGAAGCUUACUCACAUCUGAAGAUCAAACGUACUGGGAUUCGAAUCAAUGUACCAUCGUGGUGCGAUCGAGUGUUGUGGAAAUCCUACCCCGAAACUCAUAACGUCUGCCACGCGUAUGGUUGCUCGGACGACAUCAUGACUUCGGACCAUUCGCCUGUUUUCUUCAACAUCCAAGUUGGGGUCAGAGGUCAAUAUGUCUCAAACGAAGGAUUAAAAUCUGGCAACCCAGAUUCCGCUAUGCAACCCGCUACUAUUAAAUUCGAGUCAAUAGAAGCAAUCUUGAAAGCCUCUGGAAAGUCGAACUUUUAUCUGCAAUUUCAUUCAACGUGUCUCGCAAGAGAGGAACGCACAUCUUCAAGCACAAAAUUCAACACAUCGGAAAUCGGCCAAAACUGUGUUCGUGUAAUCUGGGACAACCUGCCGGAACUUCGCCCAAUCAUCUCAGACAGAGAAUAUCUCGUUGAUCAACAUCUUCUCGUCUUAGUGAAAGGAGAAGAUGACAAUGAUGCGUACGCUGAGUUUGUUUUAGCCUUGCGGUCCAUGAUCGGGACAUGUCCGCAGAAGUUCAACGAACAUUUAACUCGGAAAGGUGAGGACGCAGGGAGGGUACAAGGUUCAAUGCACGUAAAGACGAGAGAUAGCACGCUUAGUAGAAAAGAAAAAGAAUACGACUUCAUACAAUUCGGGAAACGUGAGGAAGUUGAGCCUGUCCUAUAUUCUGACGCACCAGAACCGACCUCUCGUGACCCCACUCGUAGUUCAAUGUUGAGCAAUGUAGCCUCGAAAAUAGCAGGCAUGACGUCUAAGAUUGGGAGUAAUCUGCAACCCAAAGUGACAAAGGCUGCCCCUCCCCAGAGUUGGUCUCGUUCCGUUGAUACUCGCCCUCCUAUGGCGGCCCCCACUCCUCCUCCACAGCAAUUCCCACAUGAGUCGCAGCAUAUACAACCUGUCACAUACGGGGAGACGUAUCAACGAGCUGGUGCACCACCUAGUGGAGGAAUUAGUCCGCAGAAGAAUAAACAAAACAGUCCGACGUUUCCAGCGAAGUUUCCACACAAUCGACCCACUUCCGACCCCCCGACCCUUGAUCUGUCCGGUUUACCGAUUCACACAAAUAGUUCGACACCUUCUCCAUCGAACCUCGAUGCUGUGAUUGCGGAAUUUGAAGCUGCAGGGAGUCUGUUUGAAGCCUUGACUAAGCAAGAAAAUGAAAGCAUGCCUCACCAGAAUCAUGAUUCAUCUCCGCGGCAUUCACAGCCUAAUUUGUGGCAUAGCACUGACGCCAGGCAAGCCUUGCCUUCGUUCAAUAACACUGCUCCUCGUCAACCUGGUUUUGCUCCGCCUUCAAGAGCUCCUGUCAACCAAUCAUACACCCCUCCAUUGCAAUCGAGGACUGUGAUUGGACAAUCUUCAACACCGCCUCUCCAAUCAAGAACUGUGAUUGGUCAAUCAUCCGGAUCGUAUUCCUAUUCAAGAAAUAUGAUUGGACAUGGAAAUCCAGUGCUCCCUCCCCCCUCGGGGCCCGCCCCUCAACUUCCGAAUCGUGGCAAAAGUUUGCAAUUAGCGGGGGUCACGACUCCAAUAGUAUCCAUACAGGACAUGAUGUCGCGACUCGGUUUAUCUCAAUAUACUACGGCACUCACCGAUAGCGGAUGGGACAACCUCGAAUUCCUCAGCGAUAUCACUGAUGCGGAUCUGCAAGACUGUGGAAUAGUCAAUGAAGACCACCGAAGGUCGAUAUUGAGCUGUGUAGAAAACAUGGAUUAUGCGGAACAACCUCUUUGAUUCGAAGAAGUCUUCUGACAUGGAAAAAGUUCUAAAGAAUAGUCUCAAAACAGUCACCCAUAUUCAUUCAUGCCAUAUAAUUUAAGAAUAAAGAAAUAUCUUCUCCAUUGUAAAGUCCCCCUUUUUAGAAUUUGUCAAGUCUCGCAUCCCCCCUCAAAAAUAACCAGCUAGCAAUAAACUACAAAUAACAGAUGGCGAAAGUAUGUUUUAUUCAAAAAAUGAAUGAAUGGAACGUAAAUAAAGAAAUUAAUGGAAAGUUUCGAAAUGUGAAUAUCCAAAAUAAGACGGGAAAAAUCAAAUCUAACAAAUAUUUUUAAUUAGUUUCACGCCCCCUCAAAAAAUACCUCCCCCUCCACCUUGUGGGGCCACCCUUUACAAUGAAUUUUAAAAAUUCAGUUUGCAUUAUAAGGAACCUUAUUCAAAAUUGUCAAAAUAUUGAUCGAUACCAAAUGGGAUUUACCAAAUCUAAUAGCAUAAGACAUAGAAUGCAGUAUUUUUUCUGGCAAUGCCCUAGUGGCUGAAAAAGAUUUGGCUUUAACUUUGACGACAUCGCAGAUUACACAUUUUGAAUUCAAAUCCCAUGCACACACCGCAUCUGGGGUGUGAUGCCAAUAAUAUUUGCAAAUAGAGAUAACUUUUAAUUUGAUUCAAUAGUCUUCACACUAACAGAUAUAUAUUUCUGUAAUGUAAGACUUCCCAAGACAAGCAUAAGUCUGUUCUCGCAUUUGUGUUAGUCUGCAGCAAGGCUCUUGGAAAGCACGAAAUAGUCAUCUUUACCCUUAUAUGGACUAUAUAUGUAUGUUGCAAGGAUGCUGUGGCAAGAGUGGAGAUGACUAUUUCAAGUAAUUUAAUUGUCUUGCUGCACAACAACACAAAUAUUUUCUGUAACAUGAGACUACAUCAGACAAGCAUAAGUCUAUCCUCGCAUUUGUGUCAGUCUGCAGCAAGGCUCUUGGAACACACGAAAUAGUCAUCUUUACUCUGAGAUAGAGAGACUGUAUUAUAUUGCAAGGAUGUCAUAGCAAGAGUAAAGAUAACUAUCCUAAGUGAUUCAAGAGUCUUGCCGCACACUAACACAAAUAUAUUUCUGUAACGUUUCGUCUGACCAAGGUCAGCAUCAAACUUCGUCCAUGGUUGAAUAAUCGGGUAAACCAUGACAGACCUCUUAUCUUCAUUUGCUGUGCACGAUUUUGUUCAGAGCAGCUACAAGCAGUUUGAGUCAUUUUAUAAUAUUUUGAACAUAAUGAUUUUCCGCUGUUUUUAUUCUCAUUAUAUCUCAGUGAAUCUAAAAGUCAUUUUUACUUUUAUAUGAUUUCUUUAUAUUUAGUCUAAAACCUAUUGAGCUGUAUAUUCAGGGGCGGGCAAUGUUUUGAAUACAGAUGCCACUUUUGGAUUUAUGAUUCGAAUCCCUUUUUUUUCGAAGCGAUUUGAAUCAGAUUUAUGGCAACCCUAGUUUUCACCUUCGAGCUCAGUCGUGACCAUAGGAAUUUGCUGGGGCUUCACUUUUUAAUGAGUACGUUAUAAAUGUACCACAAAUGUCUUAUUAUGAACCAGUAUUUCAUUUUCUCUAAAUUAUCCAGAAAAAACAAGUAAUGUUUUAUUUGUUUCUAAAGAUUGGAAACUGCUGUCAGUCAUUGUAGUUGGGUGACAUGAAUCCAAGAGAAUAGUGAUAAUUCCAUUUUUGUUGAAUUUUAUCUUUUUCCAAAAAAUUGCUCAAGGCUUUUAUGGGCUGUAACAAAAUCACAUCGUGGCUCCUAGUUUGCCCACCCCUUGUGUUGUUGUCCGCCAGGAAGCCAUGAUUAUCAGACAAGUCAAACUGUCAUAAAAGUCGGCGGCCUGCAUAGAAUCAUAGUCGUUUUUCGAAAACUAAUUUUGUUUAGUUUUCAUACCUGACAACCUUUUUCUCUGAAGCUUCACUUCUAGAGCUUUGGUUACUGAGUUUGCAUCGGACGCAAAUGUCUUUUCUGGUCAGAGUAGCUUUUUUAACGACCUAAACCCUGUUUAUUCCUGUUGGGAAUCCAUACUUGUAGUUUUCGUCUCUGGAGCUCCACAGAGCUGUAGCGUUUUGAGUUGAUCAUGUUUUUACUGUAGUGCAAACUUUUUAAAAGACAUGGGUUCUGUUUUAAUAUUUUCCCAGUCCCAAAAGCAGACGUUGAAGCUGGAUUUGACAGGAUUCUUCUCGUUUCUGAAUUCCUUUUAGCUCAGAGUAGCUAUUUAAUUUAAAUUUGUUGUCAGUUGUGAAUUAUCUUUGACUCCUGAAACCUGUCUGGGGCAAUUCGUGAGUCUUUUAAAAGAAGCCAAUUUUGAGAUUUUAUCAAAAGUUUCAUUUUAUUAUUAUAUCCUUACAAUGUGCUAAAAUAAAUUUGUUUAUUAUAUCAUAAAGAGCAUCUGUCUGCAAGUUUGUUUAUUUAUUUUACCGAAAUCAUGCAUUGUAUAUAUAUUGCUGAAUAAGCUUCUUAUAAGAGCUGAAUCAUAGCGUACUGCAAAUAUAUAUUUUUAACAUUUAUAUAUCAUACUAACCGCUAGAGGUCGUAUAUUAAUUAUUUUGAGGGGGUUCUGAUGGAAUUUUUAUAUCACACUGUAACAAUGUUUAUAUUUUCUGUAGUUUCUCAGUGGAUGCUUGGAUCCAUUUCGCUGUUUCCUCCCCUCCAAAGUUUAAUCGCAAUCCACCUGCAUUGUCAUGGACUCUGGCUUUCUUAUUUAUCCCGCAACCAUCACUGAUCUAAAUUCCAACUGCCCACACAAACAGUGACUGAUUAGUUGGUAGGUUUUACUUUAGAUAUUUGCAAAGGGGUAAAUGAAAAAAUAAAGAGUUGAAAGCCCCUGGAUAAAACUUGCUCUUGCUCUAUGUAUUCUUGAACAGGAUAAGAUUUGUAUAUUUAUCACAGGGAAAGGGUUAUCAUAUGGCGAAACACAGCCUCUCGUCCAGUUACCAGUCCAUGUCAGGUAUGGGAAUAUGUACCUGACUAGUUAUUUGUUUCAGAGCCGUGGACUUGAGAUUUGUCACAAUUCAUUUUCAUACAUAAUCUAGUUAUGUAGAAUCAGGUCUUAUCACAUAAUUCAAUUUACUCAUUUCCAAAUUAUUUUCAGUCAAGCGUGACUGGACAGCAGGGCUCCCAGAUAUUCUGGCUUGUUCCAAGUAUUUCUAAAUUGAUUUAUUUAGAAGCAGGAAGUUAGAUCUGCUUUUGUGAUUAUACUUUGUAAAUAACGGAACCGUGAUAUAAAGUAUUUCGAUCCCUCAGCGAACAUUCAGCUCUGUAUUAUUUCUACAUCAUUCGAGCAAUCUUUUUCAUACUGUAACAAAUUGUGAUUUAUUCAAGUUGUUGCUCCCACUUUUCCUGUUAUUUUGACCUAUAAUCAAGUCCUUGUGACCUUUGGAGCGAGGAUUUGUGACCCUAGGCUGAAUUCCUGUGACCUUGAAGUGGGUACUUGUGACCUUGAAUCGACCUUGUAAAAGGUCAUUGUAUAUGACCUUGCCUUCAGAAAAGUUCCAAGAAUCCUUGACCAACAAAUUGUAUCAAUUUUCACUUUAAUACCAUUGGCUCACUUCAGUCAAUGUUUGGCCAAUAAAAUUUGAGAGAAUUCAAGAAUCAAUUAUGUGAUUUUUUCAAAUGAAGCAAUUCAAUGCUCAUUGAAGCAUAAAUCCCCUCUAAUCACUGAAACUUGACUAAUUGCAGAGCUCAAAAUCAAAUCUUUUUAUGCAAUAUUAACAUUUUCGCUAUAUUCUUAGUUCUUUACAAUACAGCAAUGGAGAACCCAUAUUAUUAUAUUCCACUAUCAGCCCGACUCUGGCUCAUAGAAGAGGCGACAUUAUAGUUUACUUUUGCAUUUUGGACAUGUUAUUAUUGAUCCAUGUAGGUUGGCGAUCCCUGGGUGUGAGAUAUAAUUUAUUUUAAAAAAUGUACAAAAAUACAGGAAAGCUGCCAAAACUUCAAUUCUAACCAUAUGACCUAAAGCAGGGCUACUCAACUGGCUGGCCACGGUCCGAAUCCGGAUCUUUUGGGUAUUCGCUAAUAAUCAUUAGUCAGCCGAGGAAUUGCGUGUUUAAACAUGCCGAAAUAUAAUUUCUGACCCAAAUAUUUUUGAAGUUUUGUAUGCGGACCUUCGGUAAAAAUAGUUGAGUAGCCCUAGCCUAAAGUACCACAUGAGCAAUCCCACCUCAUGAAAUUUCCGUCUUCCUGGACACAAUGACUUUGUGGCCUUUAUUCAAGUUACCUCUAAAUCAGUGGUUCUCAAACGUUUUAAGCCUCGCCCCCUUUUAUACUUUGUCAAGUCCCGCGCCUCACCUCCAAAACAGAUAGUAUGGCGGAAGUAUUGUUCUAUUCAGAAAAAUACGUGGAUGGGACGCAAAUAUCCUAAAUAAAGAAAUGUAAAUAUCCGAAAUAAGACGGGCAAUAUCAAACCUCAAGAAAUUGUCUACGCCCCACAGUUUGAGAACCACUGCUCUGAAUUAUUAUUCAACUGCUCGAGGUAUUGCUGCCAAUUUUACUCUUCAGUUCCUCCGAGAGCAUUUGUAAUUGCACUCAUAAUUAAAUAAUUUUCUUCACUCCCGCUUGCCGCAGUGGUAUGAAUCCGAUUUAAUAUGCCUACUCUAACCAUUUGCCUGAAGUUUUAAUUCUAAGUCAGAACAGAUAGCAAGUGAGACGCGACAUUAUUGUAAAGAAAAAUUUACCGUAAAGCGACCACCCGAGUUCCUAUGGGCUCCAUUAUAUCCUUGCAACUGAAUGUUCGCAGUUUUCUUUUGUGUCAUCUUUUUUUAUAUUUUUGCAAUACACGGAGAUUAUGCAACAUGA